AUGGAACAGCCCACAGUGUGGAACAUGCUAGGCGUUACCUACAACGGAAAGACCAUCUACGUUCUCGCCGUCGACCAUGCUGCUCAAGGCUUCAACCUCGCCCAAGGCAGCCAGGACGAGCUUACAACGGCCAGGCUGCGGCUCUGGACGUAUCGGGACGACCCAGUACGCUCAGGUCGCUACAGUAACUGCGGGUUAUAA
This is a messenger RNA of Alternaria rosae, 201 nucleotides long. RefSeq lists its product as uncharacterized. The transcript has 2 exons. Bases 1 to 201 code for a protein of 66 amino acids. NCBI's taxonomy places the organism in Eukaryota, Fungi, Ascomycota, Dothideomycetes, Pleosporales, Pleosporaceae. The record is from RefSeq and is a predicted model, not a curated record.